This is a messenger RNA of Populus nigra (black poplar), 651 nucleotides long. Its product is annotated as non-specific lipid transfer protein GPI-anchored 31-like. Bases 1 to 651 code for a protein of 216 amino acids. Gene Ontology annotation, molecular function: lipid binding. Gene Ontology annotation, biological process: lipid transport. NCBI's taxonomy places the organism in Eukaryota, Viridiplantae, Streptophyta, Magnoliopsida, Malpighiales, Salicaceae. The record is from RefSeq and is a predicted model, not a curated record. The transcript is spliced from 3 exons.
AUGAAGAGAAGUCUCUUCAUUGGUUGCAUUUUGGCCACACUGGCUGUGCUAGCAAACAGUGCUCACCAUGAAUCAUCACCUCGGAAAUCACCAGCACCGUCACCAUCAGCAGAUUGUACCGAUGUGGCAUUUGACAUGUUGGAUUGUAUAACCUAUUUGUCGGAUGGUAGCGAAGCGGCGAAGCCCACUGCUUCUUGCUGUGCUGGGUUUGAAGCAGUGCUUAGUCUGGAUGCUGAGUGCUUAUGUUUUGCAUUGAAGCAUAGUGCAGAUUUUGGCGUUGCUUUGAAUCUUACCAGGGCUGCAGCUUUAUCUUCUAAGUGUGGAGUUUCUGCUCCUCCUCUUAGUAAAUGUGGCAUCUCUGUGCCUGCUACCGGUGGACCUGCUAACCCUCCAUCCUCCGUUCCAGAGCCAGCUCCACCGACAGAAUCUCCACCGUAUCCUGUUAUAGAGCCACCAACAAAUAACCAACCUUCAGCCCCAGCUCCGGCACCAUCGAACAGUGAUGAUAAUGGGGUUUCAGCAGCAGCUCCAGUAAUUAUUGAAGUUCCAGCACAAGCACCAGCGAAAGGGAUGGCAUAUUCUAUCCCUGCUCCCUUUUCGGUUCUCAUUAGCUGCGCUGUUGCUUCCACUCUUCUUUUCCUGUGGGUUUAG